GAUUGCUAUGCUCUGUGAGUGUUGAUAUUUUCGUGUCAGUCCUGCUGACUGCAGCCAAGUUGGGAGCCUGGGAGGGAGGCGCUUCUGCUGCCGUGAGUGGGGCAGACCACGCUGUCUGUCGCUGUACCCACGCCUGCGAGUCAGAGCCUUGGGAUAGAAGAGCAAGACCCGGCCGACAAGAAAAAAAGGCAAGGCACCAGGUGCAUACUUUGACUGAAACCUGAAUCGGAGGGCCGGGAGGGAGAUCGCUCGCCUCUGAUUGGCCCGUGGGCGUCAUCGGGAACCCACGCAGCGGCUUCGAUUGGCUGGGGCCCGCAAUUGUUGUGGCGGCGGUGGAGAUUUUGCCCACGUACUUCCGAGCAAGAGGCGGGGCUGUGCCCUGGAGCGCGUGCGCAGCGCCCCGGGGCCCCACCCGGUAGUUCGAGAUCCUGUGAAGGGGCGGGGCGAAGAGGUGCUUGUUUUGGUUCUGUUUCCUCUGAAGCAGAAGGCCAGAACGAGCGUAGCCUUAAACUUGCUGGACUUGGGGAGAAGGCUACGACAAACUCGCUGCGGUGUCUUCAUUUUGGACCUCACAUCCAGACUCUCCAGCCUCGUGACCUACGUGCCGCUGACGGGUCUCGAACCGGUGGCUCCUCAAUUUCUUUAUCCGGGCCUCGCCGAUCCCGUCGUGCUUCGCGCACUACAGGAGCCCCCCUCAUCCGGGUUCUGUCCCGGCGUGCCUCGCGCCGGGUUUGCUGGGGGGUACUCGGCGGUGCCGCCAUGACUAUUCUCCCCAAAAAGAAGCCGCCGCCUCCCGACGCCGACUCCGCCAAUGAGCCGCCGCCGCCCGGACCGCUGCCACCGGCGCCGCGCCGCGGCGGGGGUGUGGGCGUGGGUGGCGGUGGCACGGGCGUGGGUGGCGGCGACCGCGACCGUGACACGGGGGUUGUAGGGGCCCGUCCCCGGGCCUCGCCCCCGCCUCAGGGCCCGCUACCGGGGCCACCGGGAGCACUCCACCGCUGGGCGCUGGCUGUGCCGCCCGGUGCAGUGGCAGGCCCCCGGCCCCAGCAGGCCUCACCUCCUCCGUGUGGGGGUCCGGGAGGUCCCGGGAGCGGUCCCGGCGACGCGUUGGGCGCUGCAGCAGCGGGCGUGGGCGCGGCGGGCGUGGUGGUGGGCGUGGGCGGUCCCGUGGGUGUGGGUAGUUGUUGCUCGGGGCCGGGUCACAGCAAGCGGCGGCGUCAGGCCCCGGGGGUUGGUGCGGUUGGCGGGGGUAGUCCGGAGCGUGAGGAGGUCGGCGCAGGUUACAACAGCGAGGACGAGUACGAAGCGGCUGCAGCGCGCAUAGAAGCCAUGGACCCCGCCACCGUGGAACAGCAGGAGCACUGGUUUGAAAAGGCCCUGAGAGACAAGAAGGGCUUCAUCAUCAAGCAGAUGAAGGAGGACGGCGCCUGUCUCUUCCGGGCUGUAGCCUUGACAGUGCCCUGUGAGAAGAAGAGGAGUUACUCUCUCUACUUUAUGCGUGAGGACGUUGCGACCCAGAGAGGUUACAUAGCCUUGUCCUGUGCUACACAACCAGGAGGGAACAGGACCUUUCUGUCAGCUGACCAGGUGUAUGGAGACCAGGACAUGCAUGAGGUUGUGCGAAAGCACUGCAUGGACUAUUUGAUGAAGAAUGCCGACUACUUUUCCAACUAUGUCACAGAGGACUUUACCACCUACAUCAACCGGAAGCGGAAAAACAACUGCCAUGGCAACCACAUUGAGAUGCAGGCCAUGGCUGAGAUGUACAACCGGCCCGUGGAGGUGUAUCAGUACAGCACAGGUACUUCUGUGGUGGAACCCAUCAACACAUUCCAUGGGAUCCAUCAAAAUGAGGAUGAACCCAUCCGUGUCAGCUACCAUCGGAAUAUCCACUACAAUUCAGUGGUGAAUCCCAACAAGGCCACCAUUGGUGUAGGGCUGGGCCUGCCAUCUUUCAAACCAGGGUUUGCAGAGCAAUCCCUGAUGAAGAAUGCUAUAAAAACAUCAGAGGAGUCAUGGAUUGAACAGCAGAUGCUGGAAGAUAAGAAGAGGGCCACAGACUGGGAGGCCACGAAUGAGGCCAUUGAGGAGCAGGUGGCUCGGGAAUCCUACCUGCAGUGGCUGAGGGAUCAGGAGAAACAGGCCCGCCAGGUCCGCGGCCCCAGCCAGCCCCGGAAAGCUAGCGCUACAUGCAGUUCUGCCACAGCAGCCGCCUCCAGUGGCCUGGAGGAGUGGACUAGCCGGUCCCCACGGCAGCGGAGUUCAGCCUCGUCUCCAGAGCACCCCGAGCUGCAUGCUGAGCUGGGCAUCAAGCCUCCUUCCCCAGGCACUGUUUUAGCUCUUGCCAAACCUCCUUCACCCUGUGCACCAGGUACGAGCAGCCAAUUCUCGGCAGGGGCCGACCGGGCUACUUCUCCGCUCGUGUCCCUCUACCCUGCUCUGGAGUGCCGGGCCCUCAUUCAGCAGAUGUCCCCAUCCGCCUUUGCAGGUCUGAACGACUGGGAUGAUGAUGAGAUCCUAGCGUCGGUGCUGGCAGUGUCCCAACAGGAAUACCUAGACAGUAUGAAGAAAAAUAAAGUGCACAGAGACCCACCCCCAGACAAGAGUUGAUGGAGACCCAGAGACUGGAGACCAUCUCCCAACCCCUACCACUCCUGCCCUCUGGGGCCGCGCCCCCCCCUUCUUUGCUUUCUUCCUUCUGGCCUUCUUCCUUCUCCCUUAUCCCUUCUCUCCUCUCCUCUCUUCUUCUCUCUCUCUCCCCCCUCCCCCUUUCCACUUCCCUCUGGCUGACCCACCCCUGAGCUCCCUCUCAUCGCUGCCACCACCACCAUCACCUGUCUCUUCGCCAGCUGACGUGCCCCGUUGCCCCCCGCACAGCACCAUCCCUGCAUUCCACAGGGGACUCGGGCAAGGGUGCCGAAGGUAGGCAAGAGGCACACAGACAAACCAGCUGGCAGCCAGGCAGCCCCUGAAGAGAGACAUUCAGUCAGAGGAAAGUCUCCUUGUCCCCCUCCUUUCCAAGACCAGAAAAACUUGUUACCCCACCUUCACACUGAUGCCAGGGAGGUGGGAGACAGAAGUGGGAAACCCCCUUCCUAGUACCCCAAGAAUGUUUGAGCCUUCAACGUUGAAUUUUUUCUUUAUUAAAAUAUACUUUUAUCUUAUAAAAUCAACCAAUCAAAAAUGAUGUAGACAACAGCAUUGACUAUGAAGGCGGCAUCUCUCUGGUUCAGGAGCAGGCAGUCCAUGGGGCACAGGGGCACAAAGAUGUGCUUGCUGGUUCUGGCCUCCAGCUCUAAGGAGGGGGGCAAGUUGUAGAGUGAGCCGGGGUGGGCAGGGAUGGCAAGUAUCACAUGGGCUUUGGACAAUGAGACUCUGACCUCGCUGCAUUCCUUUGCUUCCACCACCACCACCAGUCUCUUUGGAAUCUUGGGGUGGGGGACAUCUUUGGGAAUCAUGGCCGCCACCCAGGAUUUGAGUGUGGGGAGUGGGAGCAGCCUCGGCAGGUCGUGCCCUGCAGGUGUUGACAAGAUCCAUCAUCUGUAAUGUCCUUGGCACAAUAAAACCAAAUGUCAGUUUCCCCUGA
Messenger RNA from Condylura cristata (star-nosed mole), 3586 nucleotides. It is a transcript of the gene OTUD5, whose product is annotated as OTU deubiquitinase 5. Gene Ontology annotation, biological process: protein deubiquitination. The record is from RefSeq and is a predicted model, not a curated record. Gene Ontology annotation, molecular function: cysteine-type deubiquitinase activity; K63-linked deubiquitinase activity. Bases 760 to 2610 code for a protein of 616 amino acids. The transcript has 10 exons. NCBI's taxonomy places the organism in Eukaryota, Metazoa, Chordata, Mammalia, Eulipotyphla, Talpidae.